Messenger RNA from Diplodia corticola, 2415 nucleotides. Its product is annotated as heterokaryon incompatibility. The record is from RefSeq and is a predicted model, not a curated record. The coding region runs from base 1 to 2415 and encodes 804 amino acids. Lineage: Eukaryota; Fungi; Ascomycota; Dothideomycetes; Botryosphaeriales; Botryosphaeriaceae. The transcript has a single exon.
AUGGACUCCCCCACAAUUUCCCUCUCCGAAGAUUGCAGCAGUUCAGACUCCGACGACGGUCCUACGCCGCAAGAUGACUGCUCCUUCUGCACUCAGUUUUUGGAUGGGUCAUCGGAAGAGGAUCAACGUGCCAUACACCGCAUGUUUCAUGAGGAAUGUGGUGCAUGCCUACCAUCGGCAUCAUCGGAGCAACGGCUCUGCUCGUUCUGCAGACAUCUCCGCAUCCGUCAUCAAUCCAUCUGCUAUCGACCAAAAUACCCGCUACCCAUUCCACUGGGACCUAUCGAGGAUUUAGAAGCUCGCGAGGGUAGCUGCUCCUUCUGCCGCCUUCUCCUCCGUGCUGUACGGAAGUUCGCCAAGGAAAAUGGCAGCGAUUGGGUCAGCGCAAAAGUCAUGUUCAAGCCACUCGGAGAUCAGCCGUUCCUCGAAUGGAACGAUUACUCUGGCGCGCCGGGCCAAUCGGCAUACUGCGACAUCUUGUGUUUUGAUGGCGAUGUGCAAAGAAAACCACAACUCUCCAUCCAAGACAGCGCGGCAGCAACAGGGGUGCCUUUGGGACCGGCAAUCACCGAUUGGAAGACAAUCAAGGAACGCUUCCAGCACUGUCUCCAAGAGCAUCCCGAAUGCGACGGGCGUCCGGAUACGUUGCCAAACGGCUUUCGUGUCAUUGAUGUGAAGAGGCGGAGGAUCGUUGCGGCACCUACGAAGUGCAAGUAUGUGGCUUUGAGCUACGUUUGGGGUGUUAAUCCUCAGCCAUCGAUGCUUUUGGCCUUGCGCUCCACCAUCGGAGCUUACCAAGAAGACGGAGGACUGGCCGCCAGCAACAUGCCGAAGACCAUCGAGGACGCCAUGCUUGCGUGUACGCAACUGGGCAUAGACUACCUCUGGGCGGACAGGCUGUGCAUCAUCCAAGACGAUCCGGAAGACAAGUUGCAGCAGAUCAUGGCCAUGUCCGGUAUCUAUACCCUAGCCUCUCUCGUCAUCAUCGCCGUGGACGGAGACAACAUGGACACGGGCUUAGCCGGCAUCAGCCGCACCCGCCCGGCGCAGCCCCAGGACACGGUGGAGGACCUGCGCGUCGCACCCGUUCUGCCGACAUACCACGAGAUGGCCGACCGCUCGGUGUGGUUCUCGCGCGGCUGGACGUACCAGGAAGCCAUCCUCGCGAACCGCAAGCUGUACUUCACCAACGCGCAGGUGUGCUACGAGUGCGAGCACCAGCUGUGGCACGAAGACCCGCUCAGCUUUGGCCGCGGGAACCUGAACAAGAUGUCGCCGCAGUAUCAGAGUCCGGCCUUCACCAUGGGCUUGUACGGAGGUAGAGGGACGCGGUUCGAGGAGUAUGUCAGGCACUUGUCUCCGUACAGGACGAGGGCGUUGACGAAUCAGUCCGACGUGUAUAAUGCUUUCACUGGCAUCCUGAAUGCGCUGUACGGCACCGAGGAGGUGCUUUUCGGGCUUCCCCGACCGGCUUUUGAUCAGGCGCUGCUGUGGCGACCGUAUAGCAUUCAGGACAAGGUGAAGCCCGUCAAGCCCUACUUGAACAAGAUUGCGAACAUGGUGCUGCCUUCAUGGUCAUGGGGCUCUGUCGUUGGAAUACCAGGACUGUCGCCAUUCAGCUUCCAAGGUACGCUAGUGUCCUGGCACAUGUAUUCCGAGGCCAAGGGAAGAGAAGGGAUGCAGCGGAUCGAAGCGUGCGAGAGUCCACCUUCAUGGAACGAUGACCACGCAUGGAAUACUGACGAGGAUCUGGUAUGCCCGCAACUGCACAUGGCACUCGCAUGGAUGGAGGGCUGUGUGGAGGCUGCGCUGCCCGAUUCAAUACCUUUUUGGCGGGAGACGACUUUCUCUGACCUGGUGCCCAAGCUGGAAAGUCUCUGGCCAACGUAUGAGAGAUACUGGAAUGACGUUUCCACAUCUUCGUCGAACGCUAAGAGAAUUGAUGGGGAAUCCAAUGCACGACCUGGAGUGCUGCAUGGACGCGUACAAACCGCGUCCUUCCGCGUCAGGCUUCUCGAACUCUACUCAGAUACGAACUUGUCUGUAGUAGAUGACGCGGAUGAUAUAAUCGGGAUCGUGCGUGUGCAGGAUCCGCUAGUGGAGCUGGAAGUGCUUCGGGACGUGGCCAAGGAUAGAAACACAAAAUUCGAGUUCAUCGCCCUUGCAGUCUCGAAAGAGCCUGAUCUCGUGUAUUGGAUGGACAGCGAAAUGACUGACUGGGACCAGUUGUUGGAAAAGCGACCGGAUCUUACCUUCUACGACCGCGAUGGAAAGUCACCAGCAAACGUCCCCACGGUAAAUGUUAUGCUUGUUGGGAGAAGAGGGGAGGUAGCGUAUCGGAUCAGCACAGGAUGGAUUUGUCUUAGCAAGUGGGUGAAGGCGCGACCGCAGUUUCAAGACGUCAUGUUGGAAUAA